CAGAAAGAACAGUAAAAAUGCAGGCAGGGCGCCGGACAAAGCACUCGGGACAAAAUUGUAUUGGUAAAUGUCAGUUUUUAAAAUUUUCAAAUUUUAACGCCGGUUCUGUCCCGACGCCCGCAGGGAAUGGAACCCGGAAGACAGAUGCCGGCAUCACCCGGAGGAGAUGGCCGGGGACGCUGCAGGGGGGACAAGGUGAGUGCAGAAGGGAUCCCGGAGCAACACUACAAUGUAUUCCCGAAUGUAGCUCUUCUGGUACUGAAACUUUACCCCGAGCUACACUCGGGAAUACC
This is a messenger RNA of Staurois parvus, 293 nucleotides long. Lineage: Eukaryota; Metazoa; Chordata; Amphibia; Anura; Ranidae. The record is from the annotation of a GenBank genome assembly.